AAAGUCAAUUUACAUGAAACAUUCUCUCCGUUCAAUAUUGCAAAAUAUUGAUACCGAGAUGAAACAUACAAACAAGAAUGCCAUCUGCGGCAAUAGUUAGAAUUAAAAAACGUCAAAACGUCACUUUUGUCAAAUUUCCAUUAUUGGAAGAUUGUUCGAAAAAUGUGUUAGAGAAAAAAUCCAAUAUUUCCAGUAUUUUCUCUCCCAAUCUCAAUUUCUCACCAUCGAGUAAAAUCAAAUCAUUAUAUUGUGAAAGUUGUAUUUUGUUUAUAUCAGUAAAGUUAGUUUUGUAAGAAAAGUACUUGUGAACAUUUAAUUUGUGCUCUCCUCGUGGUUGGUGAUCCAUCUCGUUUGGGGCGCUUCUUGGCAAGGAAAUAGGAUCACUACGGAGAAAUUGCAUGCCCAGAGGACCAUCCACUUCAAAGGAUCAGGAGAACGAUCUGCAGACACAAAAUUUUUGCUCCUUCGGGAGCCGCAUUGGCUCUAAUUGCAUUAUUGUGUCUUUAAAGGUUGGUUACCUGAAGAUUGCAUCUGUGAAGAACAUCUAGAGUUCAACCACUAAUCAUUUUACCAUAUCUUCUAAAGGUACGUGGCGACCCCCCAAAGAACGUACAGCCCUACUUUGCAUACAGUCCACUAAUUAAAUUAUUGAUCAUCUUCUCUAAAAGGUUGGUUACCUGAAGAUUGCAUCUGUGAAGAACAUCUAGAGUUCAACCACUAAUCAUUUUACCAUAUCUUCUAAAGGUACGUGGCGACCCCCCAAAGAACGUACAGCCCUACUUUGCAUACAGUCCACUAAUUAAAUUAUUGAUCAUCUUCUCUAAAAGGUACGUCAUUAUCAUUUUGGUACUUCAAUCCGGGAAGUGCAGAUUGUCACUUCCGGAGAACUGUCGCCCGUACCGGAGUCUUUUACUCGUCAGUGCAUCUGAGCAACAUGCCGAACAAGCACGUACGAAGUGGAUACAAGGGCUCCUUAACCAACAUCAAGAAUGCCUUGGAUCGUCUUGAGGAAAGUCCUCAAAAUCUCAGAAGACUCGGUGUGAGAAAGGAUCUGGAGGUUCAUCUUGAGUCAUUGUCAAAGUUGAUCCCGAAAUUCCAAUGUAUUCAGCGAGUCAUUAUUGAAGAGCAACAGACUGAGGAGGACAGGGAAUCUGAACAGGCGGAACUUAUUGCAUUUUUGAGUGAGUGUGAUGCAGUUGAAAAAAGGCUCAUUGACCACAUCGCUGACAUCAGGUUGAGGCAGGAAGCAUCCACUAUGCAGAGUGGCUCAUUCUCGGGAACAUCUGCAGGCACUCCAUUGUUGUGUGAGAUGAUGCGCGAGGAGAGACGGGCACAAGAAACGGCAUUAGAACGGAUUCUAAAACAGCAACAAGAGAAUUUAGUGGCACUUUUGGGGAACUUCUCACAUGCUCCGGCACCGCAAGUCGUGGUUUCUUCCGCAGAGGGAGCCCAAGGCUUCUCUCAAGGUGGCAUCAAGUUAGAGGCAAUAAAAAUACCCACCUUUGAUGGCCAGUAUGUCAACUGGCAGUCAUUCCAGGACUUGUUUGGCAGCAUUGUGGAUGAAAAUUCUACUCUCUCAAAUGCUCAGAAGAUGCACUACUUGAAGAACGCGCUGGUGGGUGAGGCAAAGGCAGUUAUUGAGCACAUAGCAGCGCGAGGCGAGAACUACGCGGAGGCAUGGGAAGCUGUGAAGGGAAGAUAUGACCACAAGGUCAGCAUUUUAAAUUCUCUUCUGGAGACGUUCCACAAGCAGCCUGGAGUUAAGGGGACGUCAGCAGCAGAAUUGAGAAAACUUCACGAUACGUCCCGCAGUAUUCUCAAUUCAAUCAAAUCGAUGCAGGUUAGUGGACCAGACCCUUGGAUCAUUCAUGUCAUUUUUGAAAAACUUGACCAUGAGACACGAUCGCUGUGGAUUCGUGAGAAUAAUGAUCCAUCAAGAAUUCCCACUUGGGAAUGUUUUGACAAAUUCCUUUCGAAAAGAUGUACCGCGCUUGAAAUGUGCCCACCAGUGAAACAAAGUGUACCUAGUAAUAACCUCAAAAAACCCCCAAUUAAGCCUUCAGCAAAAAAUCAAGUAACUCAUAUGUCUGCUAUUAAUGAAAACCGCGACUUAUGUCCCGUUUGCUCAAAGACAAAUCACAAGUUAUUUCGAUGUAAUAAAUUUAAGUCAUUUACUGCUGUGAAAAGACUAGAGGUGGUGAGAAAUUUGAAACUUUGUCUAAAUUGCAUUGCUGAUAGUCACGAAAUUAAUGCAUGUACAUACCCUCCUUGCAAGCAUUGUAAACAGAAACAUAAUUAUUGGGUGCAUGAUGCUUUAGUGGGGGGAGUUGGAAGUACUACUUCGCAUGUGUUGCAGAUGGGAGAAAGUUCAAGAUCUGUUAAUGGCAAUUCUUCGUUUGGUUCACAGGGAGAGGUGUUGUUAACAUCCUCUACCAACUGUGGGGUCAUGAAAGAGUUGAAAAACAGGAGGGUACUGUUGAAAACAGCACAAAUAUUGGUCUACGAUGUACAUGGAAAGCCACACGUAUGCAGAGCGUUCAUUGAUGAAGGGUCGCAAGGUGAUUUUAUAUCCGAAAGAAUGUGCGAGAUUUUGGGCCUGAAACGUCAUCCAAUCAACGAGAUUGUCAAUGGUUUGGAGCAUCAGAGAUCCAGUCCGCGCUUCGCUGUGGAGACUACUAUUGCGUCAAGAUUCACUGGCAAGCCAUAUGCAUUGUGGUGCAGAGUUGUAGACAAGGUGUGUGCAAAUUUACCCAACUGGCCAGUACAGAAGAAGGAUCUUCGCAUCCCAUCGGGCUUUGAAUUGGCUGACCCGCUUUGGUAUGAAUCAGGAAAGGUUGAUCUCCUCAUUGGUGGAUAUAUUCUAAACGAUAUACUGCACGAUAGAUCACAUAAGCUGGGUCAGGGACUUCCUGCUCUCAGAGGUAGUGAGUUUGGAUGGUUAGUCUUCGGCAGUUGGAACCAGCAGCCAAUUCAUACUUCAACGGUGGGUAGCUAUGAAAUCACAUGCAAUUUAUCGACUUUGGCAAGCAUUGACAAUGGGUUGAGAAAGUUCUUUGAACUGGAAGCAAUUCCCAACUGUGAGUCAUUGUCUGAGGAACAAGAAGAAGUGGAGAAUCACUAUGUUGCUACCACAAAGAGAACAGAAGAAGGCAGAUAUGAAGUUGAAUUACCUUUGAGAAGCGAUUACACUCAAUUGGAAAACAAUCGUUGGAAGGCAAUGCAAAUGUUGAAGGCGGUGAAGCGACGAUUAGCAGGAGAUCCGGAAUUGCGGACCGAAUAUGGAAAAAUCUUCGAGGAAUAUCUGAAAUUGGGCUUCAUUGAGAUCGUUCCAGCUGAAGAAAUCCAUCGGCCAGCUUAUUAUGCUCCGCAUCAUUGUGUCAUUCGCAAACAGGCAACCUCCACAAAGACACUAAUUGCAGCAGCGCAUCGAGACUUCCUACGCUUUUUAUGGGAAGAGACGCCAGAUGGCCCUGUGGUGGACUACAGAUUCCGCUCUGUCUGUUUUGGAAAUGCAGCCUCACCGUAUCUGGCCACACGCUCAUUGAACCAAUUAGCACAGGAUGAAGGACACAAGUAUCCCAAGGCUGCAGAGGUUGUGAGGAAUAACAUCUAUGUAGAUGAUUGCCUCAUGUCAGCACCAACAGUACAGGAAGUCAUUGAAACGCAGAGGCAACUCAUUGAGAUGUUCCGGACGGCAAAACUUGAAUUGUCAAAGUGGCAAUCUAAUUCCGCACAAGUACUAGAAGCAUUGAAUAGUGAUCAGGAAAAUCAUGAGCCAAUCCAACUGUCAGGAGAUGAAGUCAAAACUUUGGGACUCUCUUGGUAUCCGUUGGCCGAUGUAUUUCGAUUUACUGUGGCUGAAGAUUUGGAUCCUACAAUGACAACCAAACGUACAAUGAUGUCUGUUAUUGCCCGCAUUUUUGAUCCAAUCGGUCUUAUUGGCCCAAUCGUGCUACAGGCAAAGAUGCUUCUUCAGAAAGUGUGGAAGGAAAACCUGGACUGGGAUACUCCUGUAGAGGGCUCAAUCUUAAAGGAAUGGACUAGCUUCAUUUCAAAUUUGCCAGCUGUUCAAGACAUUAGGAUUCCACGAUGGGCAGCAACAAUUGCAAUAUCAGUCGAGGAUCAACUGCAUGUGUUUUGCGAUGCAAGUCUCUUGGCUUAUGGAGCAGUGAUUUACUUGGUUUCGCGAGACUCAGAGGGAAAUAGAUCAUCCUGUAUGCUUACAUCAAAAUGCAAGGUGACACCAAUCAAGGGUGAAUCUAAGAAGAACAAGGUAGAGAAGGAAGCCCAAGAUCCAGAAGUCACAGUGCCCAAACUGGAGUUAUGUGCUGCAAAGCUGGGAGCACAGUUGAUGGAGCGUGUCCGGACAGUCUAUGACAUCAAGCCGGAAAGUUGUUAUUAUUGGAGUGAUGCAAUGGUUGUUCUUGGACAAAUUCACUCCAAAUAUGAGAACAAACAGGAGGUUUUUGUGCGAAACAGAGUGAAGGAUAUCAGAGCGCGGUCUGCACCAUCCCAUUGGAGGCACGUAUCGACCCAUGAAAACCCUGCAGACAUUCUAUCAAGGGGAACCACACCAAAGAAACUACAAGAGUCUCAAUUAUGGUGGAAUGGGCCAAAGUGGUUACUCGGGGGAGAAGAAGCAUGGCCAGCUCCAUAUCACCAAAUACUACAGGAAGAUUCACAUGUGUUGACUAUGGCUGCUGCCACAGAUCAAGCUGUUGCAGAAGAGAGUUCCGCGGGAGCAGAUGCAUUCACAUUCAUAUUGGAAACUGCCACAGACUGGCCCCAUGCCAAAAAACUAGCAGCAUUUGCAAUCAGGGAGAAUUGUGAUGAAAGUUUUGAUGCGGAGAAGGUGAACAAUGCUGAAUUUUCCAUAACAGAAUUGAGAGAAGCAGAAGAUUAUCUCAUCAAAGAAAACCAAAAAGCGAAUUUAUCAGAUGUAUUUCAAGCAAUAAAAGAGUCAAAAAUAAAUAAAUUCAAACAUUACAAGUUUCUCAGGUCUCUUUGCCCAUUUAUUGACAAUGAAGGAGUCAUACGAGUUAGAGGUAGAUUGCAGGAAUCUGAGGAGGAGUACAAUGCCAUACAUCCUAGACUUCUCCCAAAAGGCAGACUCGCGAAAUUGAUAGCGCAGCAUGAACACCUGAGUCUGCAGCAUGCUGGCCCGGAAUUGUUAUUUGCUUCACUGAGAAGGAAAUACUGGCCAAUAGGGGGAAGAAAUCUGGCGCAGCAGAUCUAUAGAACUUGUCACGUGUGCUAUAUGAUGAGACCUAAGGCAGAAGAACAACUCAUGGCAAAUCUACCGGCUGCACGAGUCACCCUAGUGAGACCUUUUAGGUCAGUAGCCAUGGAUUUCGCAGGCCCUUUCCAUAUUAGAGUCGAUCUCUUGCGCGGCACAAGGAGUCACAAGGCAUAUUUGUGCAUCUUCGUCUGCAUGGCAGUGAAGGCUGUUCACAUUGAGGUAGUCAGUGCUUUGACUACGGAGGCAUUCUUGGCAGCAUUCAGGAGAUUCGUUAGCAGACGGCGACGUCCAUCCCAAGUGUACGCUGACAACGGGAGAAAUUUCGUGGGAGCUGAGAGAGAAAUCAAGCUACUCUUCCAACAAGAGGAAGCACAAAGGAUCAUCAAGUCUGCCACUUGUGAUGAUGAGAUUGAAUGGCACUUCCAAACGCCGUCAGCUCCGCACCAUGGCGGUCUCCAUGAGGCUGCUGUAAAGUCAACAAAGUACCAUUUAAAAAGAGUGGUCGGAGAAGUAAUUUUGAAUUAUGAGGAAUUCACUACAAUUGUCACCCAAGUAGAAGCAACUUUGAAUUCCCGACCUCUCACAUAUGCUUCCGGAUCGCCAGCGGAUCCACAACCAUUGACUCCUGGUCAUUUUCUCGCACUAGGCCCGAUGAACGCUCUGCCCGAUCCAGAUCUCAGUGAGCUAAAAGUGGGAAAAUUGAAUAGAUGGCAAUUAUGCCAAAAGAUUCAUCAAGAUUUCACAAAGAGAUGGAGACAAGAAUACCUACACUCCUUGCAGCAGAGACUGAAAUGGACCGACGUUAAGGAGAAUUUGAAAGAAGGAGACUGGGUGGUGCUUAUGGAGAAUGAUUUGGCAUCUGCAACCUGGAUGAUGGGACAAAUUACAAAAAUAUUUGAAGGAAAAGACGGAAUGGUACGCACAGUCGAAGUGAAAACAAAGAAAGGAACGUACAUCAGACCCAUCACCAAACUAGCCAGAUACCCUAAAGAAAGGAUAUGGGGAUCACCGACCCAACUCCCCCCCCCGGAGUGUUAA
This is a messenger RNA of Lutzomyia longipalpis, 6277 nucleotides long. RefSeq lists its product as uncharacterized. Bases 935 to 6277 code for a protein of 1780 amino acids. The transcript has 3 exons. Lineage: Eukaryota; Metazoa; Arthropoda; Insecta; Diptera; Psychodidae. Gene Ontology annotation, molecular function: nucleic acid binding. The record is from RefSeq and is a predicted model, not a curated record. Gene Ontology annotation, biological process: DNA integration.